This is a messenger RNA of Mollisia scopiformis, 1592 nucleotides long. RefSeq lists its product as uncharacterized. Lineage: Eukaryota; Fungi; Ascomycota; Leotiomycetes; Helotiales; Mollisiaceae. The record is from RefSeq and is a predicted model, not a curated record. The transcript has 5 exons. The coding region runs from base 22 to 1524 and encodes 500 amino acids.
CUCUGCGUUACUUGCACCAACAUGUCAGACGAGGACACAGUUAUCCACGACGUCCUCAUCAUCGGUACUGGGCCUUGUGGUCUCGCCGUUACUGCACGCCUUUGUGAGCCCUUCCCAUCAGCACUCUUCACCGAGAACGAGCACAGAAGAUUUCAUAUCCUUCGAUCGUCUACUCAACGAAGAUCCAAGCCUACUCGCACCAGUCGGCGUUUGGACACUGGUACAGACCGAUUCGUGUCCGGACCUUGUAUUGCCAAUCAUGGAUUGGAUAUCAAAGUUCUCGACGCUAAUGGAGAUUCGUGGAUGAGUGCUUGGAAUGAGAAAUUCAAAGCAUUGGAUAUUAGUCAUUUGAGGAGUCCGAUAGAGGAUGAGUUGAAGGAGAUCCAGGGUGUUGUGGGCAAAGAGCUGAGUAAGCAUCACAGGAAGAAGAAGAAGCAAAGAGAAGGGAAACGAACUCAAGAAGCGACUUAUAUUGACGAGCGGAAUCGACAAGACUAUUUCCGUCCAAGCCAGGCACUAUUUCGAGACUAUUGUCAAGAGACUGUCGAGCGAUACGGUCUUUCGGGCAUUGUCGAGAAGUCUCGAGUUUUAUUCAUUUCAUAUGAUAGAUCCACGACCCUCUUCACUGUCCAGUCCUCCACUGGCAAAAAGGAGGCACGUACUGCCAUCCUUGCCAUUGGAUCUGGUCAGGAACCUCGGAUACCCUUCGAUUCGCCCUUUCACAAUAUUCCAAACACUCCAGCCGUGCGACACAUCUUUGAUUGUUUUCCACCUAACUCUGACUCAAUUCUCCCACCUCCAGUUCUUACAGGACUUAGCCAUUCUAAGACAAUAGCUAUCAUCGGCGGCGGUCUCACCAGCGCCCAGAUUGCCCAGGUUGCCUCAUAUCAAAAUAUCUCGAAGAUUCAUCUCAUCCUUCGAGGCCCUCUCAAAACCAAGCAUUUUGAUGUAGAUCUUUGCUGGUUAGCAAAGUACAAGAAUGAAAGUAUGAGUCGAUUCUGGAAAGCGGAUGAAGACUACGAACGGUGGGAAAUGAUGAAAGAGGCCAGGGGAGGAGGAAGCCUUAAUCCAGAAUACAGAGAAAUCGUCAAAAGACUGUGGACAACCAUCCGAGAUGGGAAGUGGGAUGAGAAGCAAAGUGGAUGGAGUUUGGAGUUAUCCGACAGGAAUAAAAUUGUUCAGGAUAUCGUUGUUGACCAAGUCAUCUACGCCACUGGUGAAGCUGCUAAUAUUGGAUCUGUGGAUGCGAUUCGACCCAUUCUAGAGGAAUGUCCAAUUGAAGUUAACGAGGAAGUGCCUCUAUUCGUCACUGGCAGGCUCGGGGGAUUGAGACUUGGACCAGCAGCUGGAAAUCUCGAAGGUGCCAGACUUGGUGCUGAGUUCAUUGCUGGCAAGAUAGCGGAAAUUUCAUCGGCGUGGCGAGAUGGAGACGACAGCAACACUGGCUCUGGAGAAGAGAUCGAUAUGGGAAGGCUAGGUCUGGGCAGGUCGAACCAAUUUGAAUUACUCGAAGGCCAUACUUAGGAAGAAGAAAACAUUCGCUCAAUGCUUUAGUCUCAGCAGGAUGAGAUAAUUGUAAGAGUCCUCGAAAG